Culicoides brevitarsis is the source of this 3108-nucleotide messenger RNA. It is a transcript of the gene pnut, whose product is annotated as septin-7. Gene Ontology annotation, biological process: intracellular protein localization; cytoskeleton-dependent cytokinesis; cilium assembly. The transcript has 11 exons. Gene Ontology annotation, molecular function: molecular adaptor activity; GTP binding; GTPase activity. The record is from RefSeq and is a predicted model, not a curated record. Lineage: Eukaryota; Metazoa; Arthropoda; Insecta; Diptera; Ceratopogonidae. Gene Ontology annotation, cellular component: septin ring; septin complex; cell division site. The coding region runs from base 356 to 2560 and encodes 734 amino acids.
CGCGAGUCCGUUGAGCGAGACGGGUGUUUUUUCCAAAUUUUCCGUGCAAAAGGAUAAAAAUUGUGAAUUAAAAGAUUUGCAGGGCAAAUCUAAAUUAAAUUUAAAAAAAUACUGGUACCGCAUGUUUCAAACUACAGUCGAGUGAUUCAUUUAAUUAUUAAUUAAAAAGCAUUAUUACUUCGGCUAAUCAAUCAACACCGAAAAUUGAAAAGAAAAACAUGAAAUAUUGAAUUCGACGGGUCGAUAAAAAAAUUAACGUACACAAACACGAAUCACAGUGAAUUAUUCAUAAGUGCUUGACGAAUAAAUCUAAAAGUUUAGCACGGAGUUUUAGUGCCAUUUUGAAGGAAAAAUCAUGAGUACACCAACACAACCAACACCUCCAAACGGCCCACCGCCGGUGCCACCAACGAAACCCGUUCUCUCUUCACCUGGCAGCUACAUGGCAAACUUUUCCACAGCCACACCAACUGCCGGAAUUCACAACUCAAACAAACAACAUGAAAAGCCAGCGAUUGCAGCGAGACCAAUUCCACCGCCAACUUUACCAAAAUAUUCAUCGAGUUUCACAAAGGCUGAUGCUCCAUCAAUUCCUGGCGCAAAAAUUGAUAGACUCGAAAGAGAAAAGGAGGGUAUCGGCGGUUCUUAUCGCCUUACAAGUUUAGACCGUUUGGCCGCCCGUCAACGCAUUCUCGAACAAAAUAACGGUUUGGGCAGUGUCCAACUUGCGAGGGACCAACAAGAUAUUGUCGCCCAAAAGAAUGGCCAAAACGGGUAUCAUCGUGAGACAAAUGGUGGCGGUAUUCCUUCUAUUUCCUCUCCCAUUAUUUCUUCCACUACCAAUAGUAAUGGAACGACAAAUAACCAUAUCUCGGGUAACGGUGGCGGGAGUACGCUGUCAAGUGGGUUACAAUCUAAGCGUGAGAUGUUCUUCAAAAAUGAACAAAUUCAAAGUCCUGCAGGGCCUCCGCCAGUUCCACCAACUACAAAUAAUCACAAUACCCCUGCAAAUGCCCCUCAGUUGGUCCAAAUAAAAACGACAUCAUCAACAACAAUCACCGGAACAAACAAUACAUUUGUCACAAAUGAAAAAUAUCAGCCAUUAUCGUCCACGAAUAAUCAUCAUAAUAAUGCAAAUGAUACUAACAAGUCGGCAAUGUUGAAUAAUUUGAGCACUUUUAUUAAGCAGGAGGCGAAGGGUAACGGUCACCUCGAGAACGGACACGAUUCGAACAAAAUUGCAAGUGAGAGGCACGAAAAAGAGAAGUCCGUCGUUAAGGCAAAGCCCAAAGAACUCGAUGGGUACGUCGGUUUCGCAAACUUGCCUAAUCAGGUGUACCGAAAGGCAGUAAAGAAAGGAUUUGAAUUUACAUUGAUGGUUGUCGGUGAAUCGGGUCUCGGAAAAUCCACUCUCAUCAAUUCCAUGUUUUUGACGGACAUUUAUAACGCUGAUGUUCAUCCAGGUCCGUCAUUCCGUGUAAAGAAGACCGUCAAUGUGGAAUCAACAAAAGUGGUGCUCAAGGAAAAUGGCGUGAAUCUCACUCUAAAUGUAGUCGAUACUCCUGGAUUUGGCGAUGCAGUCGAUAACAGCAACUGUUGGGCUCCUAUCAUCGAUUUUAUUGAGUCCAAGUAUGAGGAAUAUUUAACGGCAGAAUCACGUGUUCACCGUAAAGCCAUGUCCGACAGUCGCGUUCAUUGUUGUUUGUACUUUAUUGCGCCAUCUGGUCAUGGACUAAAGCCAUUAGAUGUAGAAUUUAUGCAACGAGUCUGCGACAAAGUUAACAUUAUUCCUGUUAUAGCCAAAGCUGACACAAUGACACCGGAAGAGGUUCAAAUGUUUAAAAAACAGAUCUUAAACGAAAUUGCACAACACAAAAUAAAAAUUUAUGACUUCCCCGAGCCACUAGAAGAUGAAGAAGAGGCAAAGGUUAUGCGUCAACUUAGACAACGAGUUCCCUUCGCGGUCGUUGGAGCCAAUACUGUAAUCGAAGUAGAAGGUGGCAAAAAAGUUCGCGGUCGUCGCUAUCCGUGGGGCGUUGCUGAAGUGGAGAACUUGGAACAUUGCGAUUUUAUUGCUCUUCGUAACAUGGUCAUCCGCACGCACUUGCAGGAUCUAAAAGAAGUAACAAAUAACGUGCACUACGAAAAUUACAGAUGUCGCAAAUUGGCUGGACUCGGAGCCGAUGGCAAAGGAAAGACAUCAAACAAGAAUCCAUUGGCUCAAAUGGAAGAAGAAAAACGAGAGCACGAGGCAAAGAUGAAAAAAAUGGAAGCCGAAAUGGAGCAAGUGUUCGAGAUGAAAGUAAAAGAAAAGAAACAAAAGUUAAAGGAUUCCGAACUUGAGUUGACGCGACGUCAUGAGGAACGUAAAAAGGCCCUUGAAUUACAAAUUCGUGAGCUGGAAGAGCGCAAAAAAGCAUUCGAACAAGAGAGAAUUGAAUGGGAACAAGCUAACGGCGUUACUUUAGAUGAAUUGAGACGCAAGAGUUUAGAAGCAAACAGCAAAGAAACUGUGGAUGGUAAAGAAAAAAAAGAUAAGAAAAAGAAGGGUUUAUUUUAAUAAGCAAAUGAAAAACCUAUUCGACAAAGACGAUUUCCCUUCAAAUAUUUAACGCAAGUCAUUUAACUUCAAGUUUUUUUUAUAUAACAAGAUUAAUGUAAAGCAAAAUAAAUAUUAGAUAUAAAAAUUAUGAACUUACUAGAAAAUUAUAGUUACUAAAAAAAGAAUAAAAAGGAAAAAAUCAACUAGUGCAGCCGAAAUUAAAGAAUUGUAAUUUUAGUGUGUGCCAUUUUCUAGUGAAAAUCAAAUUGCAGUUUGGUUUUACAUAUUUUUUACACCAACUUAAUAGUAGCUAAACAUAAAUGCUCAAUGAAUUUUCUAUUGUAGGUCGAUAAGCAAACUAUUGAUAAACAUUUUAUUAAACAAAAAUCUAGAAUGGCUUUCGCAAACGACGAGUUAAGACAAAUCAGUAGAAAAUUAUUUAUUUUUCUGUUAGUCAAUGAUGCAUCUUAUAAAACUAUAAAGACACAAAAUAAAUAAAUACACCGAUAUUAUUAUGAAAAAAUAAGAUGGAAAAAUCCAUGGUAUUUUAAAACAAAUAGUUUUUC